AGGUACGAUUGGCUAGUCUUCAUGUGGUUCUUCUUCAUGUCGCUCUUGAACGCCGCACUUUUGAUGGUGUCAAGUGUGGGCUUGAGCAGCUGACCCUUCCGGUAGUGUUGCGCAUCAUGCGGCGGCCUGCCAGGCUCCUACGCAUCAUGGCGUUGGCAUGCGCCGGGCUUGCUUUUGCAAACCAAUGUUGCAGACAUGGCGGAAUAAAUUUCAUUCAGGCAGUGCAGCCUGUCGAACCCCUCCACGUCACUCAUGUGGUGCCCGCAUCCUCUGGAAAAUUUGGAAGCACACCCCUUUACCAAAGAGUUCCUGAAAACCAGCUGCCACCUUCAUUCGUGGCAGGUUGCUUGGUUGCAGCAUUUGCAACUACUCGGUCAAGCUGGUCGAACCAAAGAAAUAAGAAGCAACGCAUGCGAGUUGCCUGUGCAGCAAGUGGAAGUGAGGUUGGUGUCGUACUGCUUUCAGCAGGGGUUGGCAAGAGGAUGGGCGCCAGCAUCCCCAAGCAAUACAUCAAAUUGAUGGGUCUGGAGAUUGCUUUGCAUUCCUUGGACACUUUCUUGGAUUGUGAUGUCUCAGAAAUUGUCAUCGUUUGUGCGGAAGAGUGGCAACACAUCUUCAAAGACCAUUUGGAGAAACGUGGGUCGACAAAAUGCGCACUCAAAUUUACGACUGGUGGCAAGGAGAGGCAGGACUCUGUGAGGAAUGGUUUGGCCAAAAUCACUGCGCCCAUUGUUGCCAUCCAUGAUGCUGCACGGCCAUUGGUUACCAAGGAGGAGAUGGAAAAGGUGGUUGCUGAUGCUGCUGAGCACGGUGCAGCUUUACUGGCUGUUCCCACCAAGGCCACCAUCAAGCAGGCGGUUGCAGUUGAUGACAACUUUGUAGCUGCAACACCCAAGCGAAAGCUGCUCUGGGAGGCACAUACUCCCCAAGUCAUUCGCAGCGACUUGCUGCGGAAAGGCUUUGAGAAAGCUGAGAAGGAAAACCUUGAAGUCACAGAUGAUGUAUCCUUAAUAGAGCUCCUGGGUGAGAAAGUGAAGUUGACAGAAGGAGAGUACACCAACAUCAAGGUGACCACCCCUGAGGACAUUGCCGUGGCCGAGACGAUUCUCAGGGAACGAGGUUAUGUUUCACCAGAAUGAUGUAAUUUUUACUUGGUUUAACCGUUAACGUACGGCUGAUCAGACAAAAGCUCAGGUUUAAAAUCAGCCACUUCGCAAUCCAGGGAAAUUUGCAGCCAAGAAAA
Molecule: messenger RNA, 1243 nt
Organism: Cladocopium goreaui
Lineage: Eukaryota; Dinophyceae; Suessiales; Symbiodiniaceae
Source: the annotation of a GenBank genome assembly